This is a messenger RNA of Dioszegia hungarica, 1572 nucleotides long. Its product is annotated as Alpha/Beta hydrolase protein. Lineage: Eukaryota; Fungi; Basidiomycota; Tremellomycetes; Tremellales; Bulleribasidiaceae. Gene Ontology annotation, cellular component: fungal-type vacuole. Bases 1 to 1572 code for a protein of 523 amino acids. The record is from RefSeq and is a predicted model, not a curated record. Gene Ontology annotation, biological process: proteolysis. Gene Ontology annotation, molecular function: serine-type carboxypeptidase activity. The transcript has 13 exons.
AUGAGGACCUCCACGCUCGUCACACUCCUUCCCUUCCUCGCUGGCGCGAUCGCCACCCCCUUCCAGUUCCCCACCGACCCUACCCAGCUGGCCGCGCAAGCGGUCCACUCGGUCCAGGACUGGUUCUCUGGCGCCGUCUCUCAGGCGAGCACCAAGUUUGAGCAAUGGGAGAAGGAGAGUUCAGUCGUCAAGGCCGAGAAUGUAGUGACCAACGGUAUUGAAUACCUCUCCCUCACCCAUCCCGAGUUCCCGCUACACCGACUCCGAGUGGUCUCACCCAAGAUCUGUGACUCGUCCGUGAAGCAGUACUCGGGCUACCUCGAUAUUAGCGAGACCAAGCACCUCUUCUUCUGGUUCGAGGAGUCUCGGUCCAAGCCGAAGGACGACCCCUUGGUAUUGUGGCUCAACGGCGGACCUGGAUGCUCAUCCACCACCGGGCUGCUGUUCGAGCUCGGCGGCUGCACCAUCGAAAACGAAGGCCAGAAUGUCACCCGCAACAAGCACUCUUGGAACAACGUCGCCAACGUGCUCUUCCUGGACCAGCCCGUCGGCGUCGGAUUCAGCUACAGCGACUCGGGAGAGGUCAACAACAGUCCUGCAGCGGCUGAGGAUGUCUACGCUUUCCUCAUUCUGUUCAUCUCGCAGUUCGACAAGUACGCCAAGCAGCCCUUCCACAUCGCUGGCGAGUCGUACGCUGGAACCUACCUUCCACACAUCGCCAACGUCAUCCACUCGCACAACUCGGCCCUCCAGCUUGCGCCUACGCCCAAGGUCCCGGUGCUCAACUUUAAGUCGGUCAUGAUCGGAAAUGGUCUCACCAACGCAUACGAGCAGUUCGGCGCCGUCGCAGACUGGGCUUGUGAUGGUCCAUACGCCGUCUAUGCUCCCGACGCUAGCGAGUGUGUAGCCCUCCGCGGGAAACAGCCUCGGUGCCAGAGCUUGAUCUCUAGCUGCCAGAAGACCGGCUCCCGAUUCUCCUGCGUCCCUGCCGCACUCUACUGCUGGAGCUUGUUCAACAGCCUCCAAGAGCUCGGCUUGAACAUGUACGACGUGCGUAGGAAGUGCGACAAGAGCAAGGACAAGGAUGGACCUCUGUGCUACAGGGAGAUGGGCUGGAUGGAGACCUACCUCAACAAGCCCGAGGUGAAGAAGGAACUCGGUGCCCCUGCCGAUAUCAACUUUGAGUCUUGCAACAUGAAGAUCAACCAGAACUUCUUGCUCCAGGGUGAUGGAGUCAAGGACACCGCUUCGCUUCUCCCUGCGCUGAUCGAGGAUGGGAUUCGGGUACUGCUAUAUUCUGGCGAGGCGGACAUGCUCGUCAACUUUAUCGGCUGCUCCCGCGUCCUCGAUACACUCGUGACCUCGUACCAAAACGCAUACCUCGCCGCGCCUACGCACAACUUUACCGCCUCGGACGGCAAGGUCUCGGGCUGGACCAAGAAGGCCGGGGACGGUGCAGGAAAUGUCGCUUUUGUAGCCUUUGCGAACGCUGGACACAUGGUACCGCACGACGACCCCGUUGCUGCGUUGACUAUGUUUGAGCGGUGGUUGGCUAACAAGCCGCUUGCUUGA